UGGAGUGAAUAUUACUUUGGAGAAGUUUCGGAGCACCAAAACCCAAGCAGAUUUGAAGUCCAACGUGGGACUGAUAUGUUCAAAUCUCUUGGGUACUUGACCGUUGCUUCCCGCCUUAAUUGUAACCGUACUACUUCGUCGUCGUUCGCUCACAAUGUUCAAUCUCCUCGGCUCCAAGCCCUCCAUUCCCUCAUCAAAAAAUGCUUAUCCGUGAAAGGAAUCAAGAGUCUGCACGCCCGAAUCAUCGUCCAUGGCCUAGCCCAUCGUGACUUAACUGUAACCAAACUCAUAGCGUCCUAUGCACUCUCUCCAUGGGGUGAUAUUCAAUAUGCGCAGAUACUGUUUGAUGAAAUUCCUCAGCGAAACCGUUACGUGUAUAACAGUUUAAUCCGGGGUUAUGCAAAUAGUGAAGAUCCAGAAAAGGCUAUGAUACUGUAUAAGCAAAUGAUUGUUUCGGCUAUUUUUCCAAAUGAAUUUACGUUUCCUUUUGUUCUGAAGGCUUGUGGUAUUAAAGAGAGUUAUAGAGAUGGUGUUUUAGUUCAUCUGAUGGCUGUUAAAUUAGGAUAUGAAUCUCAUGUUUGUGUUGAAAAUGGUCUUAUAAAUGUAUAUGUUCGCUGUGGGACUAUCGCCUCCGCCAGGAAGGUGUUUGAUGAAAUCAUGGAAAAGACUUUGGUUUCCUGGAAUUCGAUGAUUGGUGGGUAUGCGAGAGUGGGUUGUGGCGAACAACCGUUCUUGCUGUUUCUUGAAAUGAGGGGUAGAGGUAUCCAACCCGAUGUUUUUACUCUUAUGUAUUUGCUUUCUGUUUGUUCUCAUGAUUGCAACUUGGAGUUGGGGAAGUUCGUUCACCACAAUGUUGUCAUAAAUGGGAUCGGUGUUGAUAUUGUUUUGCAAAAUGCAUUUCUUGAUAUGUAUGCUAAGUGUGGAGACCUUCACGCAGCACAAACACUUUUUGAUCGUAUGGUCCAUAGAAAUGUUGUUUCUUGGACCUCUCUUCUUACUGCUUAUGCCAAACAUGGUUGCCUUGAAAGAGCCAAGGAUAUUUUUAGCCAAAUGCCCGUGAAAAAUGUUGUUUCUUGGAAUGCAAUGAUGUCAAGUUGUAUCCAUGAAGGCUGCUUGCAGGAUGCAUUGGAUCUCUUCUUUGAAAUGUGCAACUCUAAAGUGGAGCCUGAUGAGAUUACUUUGGUUAGCGUUCUCUCAGCUUGUUGCCAACGUGGUGAUUUGGUGAUGGGGAAUAAAGUUCAGGAUUAUAUCCGCUGUAACAACAUAAACUCUAGUGUUACUUUGAAUAAUGCACUUAUAGAUAUGUUCUCAAAAUGUGGUUCUCUUGAAAAUGCAUUUGAUCUUUUUAAUGAGAUGCCAGAGAAGAAUAUUGUCUCCUGGAAUGUCAUGAUUGGAGCCCUGGCAUUUCAUGGGUUUGGACAUGAAGCCAUUCAGCUAUUUGAAGAGAUGCAAGCUGGUGGAAAGUGGCCUGACAAGGUCACCUUCAUUGGCUUAUUAUCUGCUUGUUGUCACAGUGGUCUAACAGACAUUGGGUGGUAUUACUUUGACAAAAUGAGUUCUGUGUAUGGAGUACCACGUGAAAUUGAGCAUUAUGCAUGCAUGGUUGAUAUUCUUGGGCGUGGAGGCUUUUUGGAUGAAGCAGUAAAGCUGAUAGGAAGAAUGCCAAUGAAGCCACACACUGUUAUUUGGAGUUCUUUAUUGAAUGCUUGUAGGAUUUAUCAUAAUAUCACAAUUGCAGAGCAGGUCCUAAAGCAGCUGCUGGAGCAGGAACCAUAUGCUAGUCAUUGUGGGCUCUAUGUGCUCAUGUCAAACAUUUAUUCUGAAGCUAAAAGAUGGGGAGACAUGAAGAAUAUAAGAAAAUUGAUGAAUGAUAAUGGUAUCAAAAAGCAUGAUGCAGUUAGUUCCAUUGAAAUCUGUGGCAAUAUACAUGAAUUCAUGGUGAGUGACGAAAGACAUGAAGAUUCAAGGGCAAUCUACAAUCUGCUUGAUCAGUUCAUGGAUCAUCUAAGAUCUGACGGGUACAUGUAUAGCCUUUCUACUGUACUCUUUGAGGUGGACGAGAUUUAGUCACUGAGAGCAGUUUGUUGUUGGUGAGGAAUCCUGUGAACAUAUUUGCCUACCGUAACUUGUAAGAUCAUGCCUCAUUCCAUGCUCGCUUGAAGAUACUGUACAACUUCCUUGAACAGCGUUGGUACCAUGCUGCAUAUCUAUGGAUCAAAUUAAGAACACAGAAAGUGCAGAGAUGUAGCUUGAUUGGAGUAUGAUCAUGGCAGUAAUCGCAGGUGCCAGUACAACAGAAACAGGUAGGGGUUGUUAGUGCAUAGCACAAGGGUGAAGCCCAUGGAAAUGGAGUCGAGGUUGUACUCGAGCCAAUGCACAAGUAACGGCUAUUCAUGCCAAUUAGCAUCCUCAAAGUUUGGAUGAAGUUACCUCCAAAGAACCAAGUCUGAAGGUUUGUUUAUUCUAUUGUUUGGCGUUGCAUUCGUCAACUUGCUGUAAAACUGGCUAUUGUGAAAUAUUAAAAUUGAUAAAUUUAUAGUCAUGUUUAAGGCACGCCCAAUGUGUGUGCAAUUUA
Molecule: messenger RNA, 2575 nt
Organism: Coffea eugenioides
Lineage: Eukaryota; Viridiplantae; Streptophyta; Magnoliopsida; Gentianales; Rubiaceae
Product: pentatricopeptide repeat-containing protein At2g29760, chloroplastic-like
Exons: 1
Coding region: 76-2067 (663 amino acids)
Biological process (GO): RNA modification
Molecular function (GO): RNA binding; protein binding
Source: RefSeq, a predicted model, not a curated record